Molecule: messenger RNA, 1179 nt
Organism: Aspergillus melleus
Lineage: Eukaryota; Fungi; Ascomycota; Eurotiomycetes; Eurotiales; Aspergillaceae
Product: alpha/beta hydrolase
Exons: 2
Coding region: 1-1179 (392 amino acids)
Molecular function (GO): hydrolase activity
Source: RefSeq, a predicted model, not a curated record
AUGGCUCCUUUACGGCACCAUCAUCAUACCAAUGGCUGGUCUUACCACCAAGUAGCGGCAGCUUCGUUCCUAAAGACAUUUCUGCGCACUUUCACGACCCUGCGUAUCAAAUGGCCAAUAUCACUUAAGCCACAUCAUGAAUCCACCCGGUUCGUGGUCAUAAAUCCCGCACCCACAGACCUCUACACGGGCGUCGCAACAGACGCGGACAUUCAACCCGCCCAAAUCGGAGGCACGUGGUAUCCCGAACCCUACAACACUCCUCCGGCUUCUUCGUCCUCUUCAUCCACUCCUACUUCUCAAACCUUUUCGCUCGACGAAGACCCAAAACGCGGACACGUCAUCCUCCACUUCCACGGAGGAUCCUACGUCCUCGGCGACGGCCGCACCUCAUCAUGCGGGUUUCUCGCCAAAACCUUCCUCGAAAACACGCCCGCCUCACACGUCCUCUGUCCACAGUACCGACUCGCCACGCACCAGGGCGGCCGAUUUCCCGCGCAACUCCAAGACGCAAUCACCUCGUACAUGUAUCUGAUUCGGGACUUGCAGAUCCCUGCGUCCCGGAUCGUGCUGAGUGGUGAUAGUUCGGGCGCGCAUCUCGCGUUGGCGCUGUUAAGGUAUAUUGUCGACCAUGGGUUUGAGUUCGCGUCGAAAGAUGAAUAUCUGGGUAAGGGCAGUGGCAGUAACACCGGGUCGUGCCUUGAUAUUCCCACACCGAAAUGCGCGUGGGCUUGGUCGCCUUGGUGUGAUGUCCCUGCGGCUGUGGAUACGCGGGCAUGGACGCGGAGUGAGAAUUACAAGACGGAGUAUAUCCCCGGUUCGUUCCCUGCGUGGGGAGCGAAACGGUUCCUUGGGGAUCUGGAGAUCACGGAGGAGAGGGAGAGGUAUCUGGCUCCGUUGAAGUGGCCGUUUCGGGUCCCUUGUCCGGUCCUCGUGGGGACUGGGAAUCGGGAGGUUUUGUAUCGUGAGCAUGUGCGGUUAGCAGAGAUGUUGAGGGAGCAGGGAGUUGGGGAUAGGGAUCCGCCGGUGGAAAUCGUGGUCGCGGAAAAAGUGCCGCAUGAUGUUUUUAUGAUUGGUUGGAUUAUGGAUUUCAAAGAAGAGGCGAGAGAUUGUGCGAGAAGGGCAGAGGAGUUUGUGAAUGGGAUAGGGGGUGAUGGUCAUGGUUUAUGGAGGUUAUGA